AUGAAUUCGCCUAAUUACGAUGAAAAUUUACAAUCUUGGAUUAAGAAAUUUAAACUUCAAUAUGGAUUAGUUAUUGAUGAAAGAGGCGUAAAAGAAGGAGAUUUCCAAUCUUUUAAAUUUUCAACAGAAAUUAAUAAAAUUAAUCCAACUAAUUCUAUAAAAACCAAGUUGACAAUCACAAAUUCAUUAUUAAAUUCUUACCUUUUAAAAAGUGAUAUUGAUGAUAUUAAUAAUAGAAUGAUUAAGUUCUUUAAUCAAGAAGUUCCUUUUAUUGAUUUGAAAGUAAAAGAUUCAUGGAGUUUAGAACCUGAACAAAAAGUCAAACAAACCAUUCAUUAUGAGAUUAGUAGUGAACAAAUUGAGUUGAUUUUUGAAAAUUUUAUACCAUCAAAUGAAUUAAUUAAAGUUGUGCGUAAAGCUUUAGAUACAGAGAACCCUUAUCAUGAACUUGAAAUUAUAUUUAAUGAAUAUGGCCAUUUGUUAUGUAAAAAAGUUAUACUAGGUGGAAAAUUGUCAAGAUUAUGGUAUUUAAAUGAAAAUUUAUUGCCAGAAAAAACAAUUGAAAAACCAAGCAUAAAUGACAAUGAAGGACUUGAUGAAAUAAAUUCAGUAAUUGAUUGGAUAAAAACAAUGCCAAAAAAAAUGAAAAACUGGGAUGUAAUUUAUUAUGAUGACCUAAUUCCAUUAUAUAAAAUUUUUGAUGAAUCAUUACAAAAAGAAAUUGAACUUCUUUUCAAAGAUCAAAUAUUAAUGAUGAGUUCAAUUAAAAUUGAGAAAGAUAAAAAAUAUUAUAGGGUUAAUUUUAAAACUCCUUUGAAAAGUGAUAAAUAUCAAAUUUAUGGAACCAUUUUUAAUAACUAUUCGGAAAAAUGUCCUGAUAUUACCAUCAAAUUUAAAUAUUUUAAUCAAUAUGGAUUUUCAACAAUCAUUGAAGGGUCUAAUAAAAAUCAAAAUGAUGUUUUGUGUAUUCGAUGGGCAAUGGUUGGUUCUCCUAUGAAAAUAGGAUUUUAUAGCAAAGACACUAGAAAAUUAGAAAUGACAAAUAGUGGAAAGACUUCUGGAACUGAUCUAGAUGAUAUAAUUGACAUAUUUUCAUUUAACAACCACCCUAUUAUUAUUAAUAUAUUUGGUUGGUUUG
Messenger RNA from Entrophospora candida, 1138 nucleotides. The record is from the annotation of a GenBank genome assembly. NCBI's taxonomy places the organism in Eukaryota, Fungi, Glomeromycota, Glomeromycetes, Entrophosporales, Entrophosporaceae.